GUUGAAUAAUGGGGAAAGAAAGAGAAGAAUCAUACCAGCCAGCAGCCACAUCGUUCCAAUUUGUUAUCAUCUUCUUCAAUCCAAUCGCGCCACAGAACAAAAACCUAAGCAAAACAACAGGAAAUCCCCCAAUACCCCCAAUACUCCCCAUAGCCAUGGAGAUCGCUUCCACUACCCUUUCAGUUUCCAGGCCGCCGCCGCUUUCUUUGCCCAUUUCUUCUUCCACCUCCGCCUUCUUCAACACCGCUGGAGUCUCCCUCUACAGUACGCCCAAGAGAGGCAGCUCUCUGUUCAUGGGCAGGGUUAGAACACACAGACCCAAAAAGGGCAUGGGUUGCUAUGCUCUGUUCGGUUUGGGCGUUCCGGAGCUCGUCGUGAUUGCUGGUGUGGCAGCUCUGGUUUUCGGUCCCAAGAAGCUCCCCGAAGUUGGCAAGAGUAUUGGUAAAACUGUCAAGAGCUUCCAGCAGGCAGCAAAAGAGUUCGAGACUGAGCUCAAAAGGGAACCUGAAGAGACCACUACAGAGACGCCUGCAGCAAUCAGUGAAGAAAAGAAGCCGCAGCAGCAAGAUCUUGAAGUAUGAAGCUCAAAGGAUAGAGUAUGAGCAUCGUAUAAGCAUAUGUAGUUGCUAUGUUUUUGCACGAAAAUCCGAUUGUUGUAGCAAUGUGUUGUGAACGCCAUCCUGUUCUCGAGUUGUAGAAUGAAUCCACGUGUAUCCUUUCAUCCAAGAAUUCAGGGACAUGAUCAUUCAUCUUUGAUGUGGAACCUUGGUAGGAAGUUUAGAAGUCCUUAUGGACAGGUGAGGCUUAAAUAUGAAAUGAAAUGGAUACCACUUGAUAUGGUGUAGAUGUUCUCGACCCUGCCUAGAAGAAGUAUGAUUUUACAGCUGGCAGCGAUAAUUUAGAAUUGCUCUGCUUGGGAAGUCUCGUCACGAGCUUAAACUCAAGAAGGUGAGUCUUGAUGCUCAAGAAAAGUGGGGCUAGAUCUAUCUUUGUUUCCAUGGAUGAUAGGAGUUCCUACUUUGAAGUUUGAACGGAUGGACUGAAGGAUGUGGUGACUGGUGGCCAUGCAGUUUAUAAAACCCUAGAAGUGGUUGUGUUGCAAGACAAGUUAGUGGUAGGGUGAGCAUUGUUUAUAAAACCAUAGUUGAAGUGGUUGUGGUACAAGUUAGUGGUAUUAAUUUAACUAAUAGGGUGUAAUAAAAACUAG
Molecule: messenger RNA, 1207 nt
Organism: Linum tenue
Lineage: Eukaryota; Viridiplantae; Streptophyta; Magnoliopsida; Malpighiales; Linaceae
Source: the annotation of a GenBank genome assembly